Salvelinus namaycush (lake trout) is the source of this 3347-nucleotide messenger RNA. RefSeq names its product integrin beta-8-like. Lineage: Eukaryota; Metazoa; Chordata; Actinopteri; Salmoniformes; Salmonidae. Gene Ontology annotation, biological process: cell migration; integrin-mediated signaling pathway; cell adhesion mediated by integrin. The record is from RefSeq and is a predicted model, not a curated record. The transcript has 16 exons. Gene Ontology annotation, molecular function: integrin binding. Gene Ontology annotation, cellular component: focal adhesion; cell surface; integrin complex. Bases 1 to 2424 code for a protein of 807 amino acids.
AUGACUUCCUGGCUACGUAAAUACGGCAAUCCUGUGCUGCUCUUCCUGCUUUUGGCCGCUAACAUCACCAGCGGGAGCUCUCGUUCCGGUGAGAGUGUGUGUUCGUCUCCUCCUGUCUCAUCAUGUUCAGAGUGCCUCCGACGCGGACCACGGUGUGCCUGGUGCUUUCAGGAGGGUUUCCUGGAUGGAGCUGAGGUGGGAGAGCGCUGUGACCUGGCAGUGACCCUGACCAGGAGAGGGUGUGGCCUAGAAUUCAUAGAGAAUCCAGAGGUCAUGGUGGAGGUCAACCCUACGACCAGCAGAACCCAGGUUUCACCUGGAGAGAUCACACUCACACUCCGACCAGGUGCUGAGGCCAGUGUGGUAGUAGCAGUCCAGCAGUUAGAGAGGUAUCCUGUUGAUCUGUACUACCUGGUGGACGUAUCAGCAUCCAUGCAGGACAACCUGGACCUGCUGAAGAAGGUGGGCGUGGCCUUGUCCAACCGUAUGAGAGAACAUUCCAGUGAUCUGCGUCUGGGUUUCGGCUCCUUUGUCGACAAAAACGUCUCUCCCUACAUCAACGUACACCCCUCCAAGAUAAACAACCCCUGCAGUGACUACGAGGUGAAGUGUCUUCCAGCUCAUGGCUUCCACCAUGUUCUUAGUAUGACGUCCAACAUGUCCGAGUUUACACGCAUCAUCAAGAGACAGAGGAUAGCAGGCAACAUGGACACACCUGAGGGAGGGCUGGAUGCUAUGCUGCAAGCUACUGUAUGCCAGGGAGAGGUGGGUUGGCGUGGGGAGGCCAAGCGUCUGUUGUUGUUGAUGACAGACCAGCCUUCUCACCUGGCGUUGGACAGCAGACUGGCUGGUAUAGUCACACCCCAUGACGGACUCUGUCAUCUGGAGAACAGUGUUUAUAUGAAGAGUUCUACCAUGGACCAUCCCAGUUUAGGCCUGCUGGCCGAGAAGCUUCUAGAGAACCACAUCUAUUCUCUCUUUGCCGUGGAACAACUACAAUAUCAGUGGUAUGAGGAGUUGGUCAGGUUGCUACCGGGCUCCAAUCUUCUGUUCCAGGCUCCCAACCUCAUAGACCGGGUAGUGGAUGCAUACAAGAGGUUGUUGUCAGUUGUCCAGGUAUCUGUGUCAGUGGAGGACAGAGCGUUCAGUCGUUUUCUGGUCAGUGUCUCUCCUCUUUGUCCGGAAGGAUCUGAAUCCCACGACCGCAGCUGUUCCAAUGUCCAGGCCAACCAGACGGUCUACUUCAACAUCACCAUCGGCCUGCUGUCCUGUCCUGACGAUGAUGACGAAGAUGACGUGGUCCAGGUCUUCGUCAGGCCCGUGGGUUACAACGAGUCAGCCGUCAUCAACGUUCGAUCGCGAUGUCGCUGUCACCGUUGCCACGACGACAUCGCCCACCAGUCGUCUUGUGGCGAGGACACCCCAGACACAGAUCAUAAUAAUCAAGAAGUCAACACACACACACACCUCUCACACACACACACCUCUCACACACACACACCGGAGUUGGACCUGGAGCACACACACUCCCAGGAGCGGUCGUGGCAGUGUGGUGCGGCGGCAUCGGGGCUGGACUGUAGCGGUCGGGGAGUGUGUGUGUGUGAGAGGUGUGUGUGUGAGAGGAACAAUCUGGGGACGGUGUAUGGAACGUACUGUCAGAUGGAUGACUACUCCUGCCCCUACCAACACGAAAUACUGUGUGGAGGACGAGGUGUGUGUGUGUCCGGUGAGUGUGUGUGUGAGGAGGGCUGGACAGGGGAGAGCUGCGGGUGCCCGGUCUCCACGGCAACCUGCCUGCUCAAUAACGGGUUGCUAUGCAGUGGGCGUGGCAGGUGUGUGUGUGGCAGGUGUGUGUGUGAUGACCAUCAACAUUCUGGAGAGUUCUGUGAGAGAUGCCCCACCUGCCACAGCUCCUGUCAGUCACACUGGAGGUGUAUAGACUGUCAUUUGUCUCACGGUCUGUCUCAGAGAAAGAUGGGGCAUUGCAACCAUACCUGCACCCCAUUGGUGGGUUACGUCAAUGAUGUCACAGGUGAUGUAUGGAGACAGUGUGUUCAUAUGAAAGACAACUGCCGCUAUCGCUUCUACACUGAACUGGUCUCAGGAAAUACUCAGCUACACAUCAACACACAGCCUGAGUGUGUAUCCAGAGGGCGGUACGUGGGGAUGUUUGUCAGUGUGUGUGUGUUGACAUUCCUCUCUGGCCUGGUGAUGAUAGCUGUACUGGUGUUGCUGUUGCAGAGACGAUCCCUGCCACAGGGUGGCGCCACCGACACACAAUACAACCCCACUGGCAAGGACCAGUCAUACAUCCCAACCACCAAUGAGAAGACCACAUCCUACUGGAGGAACUGCCCCCUGGACCAGCCAAUGGAGCUGUAUAUCACCAUUCCCAAGAUGCCUAUGGGUGAACCCUGGCAGUGAAGUUGUCUGGGGUUGAAGUUCAGAGGUUGAAGUGGGCCGGUGCUGACCGGUACAGAGAAGCAGCAUGUCUAAUGUUCUACUGCUUAUAGAAUACUGACUCUGAAAUAUGAAAUCCUUUAACAGUUAAAUUACAGUGAGUACAGUAACCUUUUUGAGUCCACUUCAAAACUGGACUGGGCAACACCCCAAAUAAGAGUCCUUUUUUUUGUGGCUUUAUGGACUGGCAGCCUUUGAAAGGUACAUCGAUCAUUGAUGUAUUUAUCAAUACUAAGUAUGCUUUUAUCACAGUGAACACUACAGGGUUACUAAUUUAUUGGAUCUCUCUCAUCACUGCUCAACCUAGGUGUCCUGUGUUAGCCUCCCACCUAGUGGUCGGUGGUGGAAUGACACACAGCAGAAUGUAUGGACAGAUGGAUGAGUGAAUGAAUGGUGGCCCUCACACACUUUAUUUUGUGUGUGUGUGUGUGUGUGUGUUUGUGUGCCUGACAUAACUGGAGUUUUUAGAGGACAGGUAGCCUCCAAUGGUUGUUACUGUACAGAAUGCAUCUAGUUUUAAUAUUUGAAGCAAGCAUUAGUUUAUUAAAUAGGCAUUAUUACUUGUUGUGGAGAAGAGAUUUGAGAUUUGUACUAGCAUCAUAGUGUUGCGUCAGACUACUGAGAAUGAAUUGACUCCUGAACUAUUAGGGAGGAGCUGAUUAACACCUGAACUAUGGGGUGACUGCUGAUUGGCUCCUGAACCACUGGGAAGGCUCCUGAUUGGCUCCUGUAGUGGGAAGGUUCAUGAUUGGCUCCUGAACGUUCCAUUUCUAUCUGCAUGAAUUCCAGAACUAUGAAGGAUAAUUAAUAAUACAUUGUUUAGGUUUUCUGUUUUUCUCCACAUCUGAUGUCUGAUGUCACAUCUGAUGUCUGAUGUGUCUGAUGUC